AUGUUGCAAACCCUCGGCCUCUUAUAUGUGAUCAUAACUUCUGAUUUGACCGGCUUGGCACACGGCUUAUCGACUUUCCAAUGGCCCAACCCUCAGUUGGCUUAUGCAGAUAAAAUGCUGUAUGAGAGUACUUUGGGUCUUCUAGCACAAGGCUGCCCCCCGCGAAACAAUUCAACAGUCCCUGCACAGUGGCUUCGCAUCGCAUACCAUGAUAUGUCGACGCACGAUGUCGAUGACGGGACGGGGGGGUUGGACGCUUCGAUUCAAUUUGAGCUCGAUCGACCUCAGAAUAUCGGACAAGGAAUGUUUGACUCAUUAAAUGAUUUCAGAGAUUUUGUCGCUGGUGCUCCAUUUUUGGGAACGGCAGAUACAAUAGCACUAGGAGCCAUAUUUGCUCUAGCAGGAUGCGGGGGUCCUGUUAUCCCUUUCAGCGCUGGUCGUGUCGACGCAACUGAGGCCGGACCAGAAACCGUUCCAGAACCUCAACAGGAUCUGGCCUCGCACACGGAAGCCUUCCGACGUCAGGGAUUUACUCCCACAGAAAUGAUAAGUCUUGUCGCGUGCGGACAUACCCUUGGAGGAGUUAGACAAGUGGAUUUCCCCUUGGUUGUGACAAACACUGAAGACUUCCUCCAAACAUUCGACACUACUACUAAUUUCGAUAACGCAGUUGUAUCUGAAUACCUCCAAAACACCACUCAGAAUAUCCUUGUCGUUGGACCGAACGUUACCACCAGGUCGGACUUCCGCAUAUUUUCGAGUGACGGAAAUUUACAUAGCUUCCUUUCCUCCGACACGUUCAACGAAACUUGCGGGAACCUAAUUGAGCGAAUGAUUAACACUGUUCCCAGUGGUGUGACCCUCGCUCAACCUAUCUCCGAGCCAUUCGACUACGUUGUCUCUGAGCCCUUGUUUUCAUACCGGAAUGGUACAAUGUCCAUGGCUACUACACUGCGAAUUGUUAAUCCUAGUGACAACCCUAGUCGAACGGUAACCAUGCUCUGGGCCGAUAGACAAGGGUCAUCCUGCUCGUCCACUGGAUGUACCUCGCCAUCCACACACUUUGUUCAAGUUUUCCUCGGUCUCAUCGGUGAUAUACAAGGUCUUACCGCAGACCGAUACGCGUUCAACGCAACUAUCAACGCGACUACCUCAAUCUCAAAGUUUUGGUUCGAGAUCAACGAAAACGAUGGCUCCGACCCCGUUAUAGUGGACAACGGUGGCUCUAGUUUUGCCAUUGGACAAGAUUCGGUGUUUAUAGAUAACAGUCGCAGCGAGUUUGUGAUUUUCUCUAGCUCCUUAAUCAAUUAUCAGAAAGUUGUUAUGGCGGUCCGCGGUGACGCUUCUUCCAGCGUGUCGAUUACUACGUUUGAUCCACACACAAAUACUUCAACUCCUCCUUACUUGCCCACAAUCAUUACAACGAAUUUACAACUCGACGACAGCAAUCCGGCCGAAGGAGAAUUCACUUUCUUUACUGCGAAUGUUAGUAGCACUGUGACCUUUUUGAAUAUCUCUGGGAAUAUCGGUGGCGUGUCAUAUACUCAAGAGAACUUUGACAUGACAGUGGUUGAUUUUCCUUUCGUGUCAAUUUCUCAGUGA
Molecule: messenger RNA, 1602 nt
Organism: Lentinula edodes (shiitake mushroom)
Lineage: Eukaryota; Fungi; Basidiomycota; Agaricomycetes; Agaricales; Omphalotaceae
Product: heme peroxidase
Exons: 8
Coding region: 1-1602 (533 amino acids)
Biological process (GO): hydrogen peroxide catabolic process; cellular response to oxidative stress; response to reactive oxygen species
Molecular function (GO): heme binding; peroxidase activity
Source: RefSeq, a predicted model, not a curated record